UGAAGCAAUCUCGUGAGACAAUAUGUGCGUCCAAUGCAUCUCGGGUCUACGUAAUUGGCCGAUUUUUAGUUCACUGGAGUCGGAUUUUGUUUCGCAGAUUCAUAUGGUUUUCGUAUACGGUGAAGACGGUAAAGAAAUUUUGAUGGUAAUGAAGAAUAAAAUGGUGUACGCCAUGGGUAAGAACUUCAAUGGCUUUUUGGGAACAGGGGAUAAAAACUCUACAUUGUAUCCAAGAAAGGUGGAUGCUCUUUGCAAGAAGAAUAUUAAGACAUUUGCUUAUGGCAAUGGGUCUCACAUUCUCGCACUUACGAAUGAAGGAGAAGUAUAUUCGUGGGGUUCCAACAUUUACGGCGAACUGGGACACGGAACAUGUGAUUCAUCAGUUUUCACGCCUACUUUAGUGCCCACUCUAGGAAAUUCUGUGGGCUCUGCGCGCAUCGUGGACAUUGCGUGUGGGAAUCAUCAUUCUGUUGCUUUGACCGAGUUUGGUGAUGUAUACGUUUGGGGACAAAAUAAAUUCGGACAAGUGGGUAAUGAUAACAACAUUAAUCAAAACACACCUAGGCUAGUGGAUUCCAGCUUGGCUAGGAAGAAAGUUGUCUGCAUUUCUUGCGGUGAUGCCUUUACCAUGGCAGUCGUCGAAAAUGGCGAGGUGUUCGCUUGGGGCAAUAAUUGUAUUGGUCAGCUGGGUAUAGGUGAUGAGGAAGAUCGAAUGACGCCUUGUCGGCUUGAUUUACUGAAAGGCAUUGUAAUAGUCAAAGUGGCUUGCGGAUUCGAGCACACACUGGCGCUUUCGGAUGAAGGAAACCUCUAUUCCUGGGGUGGAAAUGAUUAUGGCCAAUUGGGCUUCGAUGAGAAAGAGGUCUAUGAACCAGUCAUGGUCGAGCAUACAAUGGGAAAGGUAUCCGACAUCGCGGCUGUGCAUUUUAAAAACAUAAGCAUCGCCAUCGGCGAGGGGGAAUAUGUCUACAUAUGGGGUAACUGCUACAAUCAGAUCAUCAAAAUUCCAACUGCCACUACGUUUUCGAACAUAUAUGACGCUCUUGCAUGCUACGAAUCGUCGAGCGUUAUGCACAAACCCCUAAUUCUUUACAGUGACAAAGAGCCAAGUGUAUUGGAGUGCCUGGAAAAUUCAUUCGAUGACGAACAUACAAGUGAUCUCACAAUACAAGUAGAAGACCAAAGUAUUUUUGUGCACAAAGCUAUUUUGAAGAUCCGCUGUUCGUAUUUUAGAAACAUGUUUCAACAUGAUUGGACGGAAAACAAUCAAAGUGUUAUCAAGUUUGAUCAAUUUUCCUACGUCGUCUACAAAGCCUUCCUGAAAUACUUAUACACUGGCACGAUCAAUUCACCUUUGGAAAAGGCGAUAGAACUUUUGAAAUUGGCUGAUUCUUACUGCGAGAGUAAUCUCAAGAAGCACUGCGUUCGGAUAAUAAAGCAAGGAAUUAGCGUGUCGAACGUUGCCUACUUGUACAGCGUUGCAGUUCAA
Molecule: messenger RNA, 1489 nt
Organism: Trachymyrmex septentrionalis
Lineage: Eukaryota; Metazoa; Arthropoda; Insecta; Hymenoptera; Formicidae
Product: RCC1 and BTB domain-containing protein 1-like
Exons: 9
Molecular function (GO): protein binding
Source: RefSeq, a predicted model, not a curated record